Molecule: messenger RNA, 549 nt
Organism: Desarmillaria tabescens
Lineage: Eukaryota; Fungi; Basidiomycota; Agaricomycetes; Agaricales; Physalacriaceae
Exons: 1
Source: RefSeq, a predicted model, not a curated record
GAUGGCUCAGAUUUAAAGCCAAGGAUGCUGGGCACCCAGCAGGAGGUGUCUUUUCACCAAAUAUUAUAUGAUACUGACGAUGCUCAUAUACAUAUUCCUCUCCCUUUUUUCACCAACAAGAGCCUCCAGUACAUAAAUGUCAAUGCUGCUUUGUUGCCAGUGCAGAAAGCGAAUUUGCUCGAUUGCGAGAAGAAGGGUUUCAACAUCCUCAAGAUUGAGGAGCUGAUGCCUAUUCUUGGGGCAGAGUUAUCCAUAGAUUAUGGCCUUCAUGCCAAAGCUAUGGCUAAUCUCUACCAUUUCCAGAAAUCUCACAAUCCUUUGGGCUUGAAGGGCAAUCAUGCCAUCUGGUAUGAGAGUCAUAUCCUCUUCUUUGAUUGUCAGCAAGACAAGAUCGAAUACUGGGACUAUCUAAAGCAUCUUGAGAUGGAGCUCCACCUCAAACAUAUCAGCUCCCUGACAGCAUUUGACCUUGAUUACUAUGUGCAAUGUUACAAUGAGGUCAAGAACAAUGCUCUUCUCCAAGAAAAGAUGAAGGAGGAUAUGAGAUGA